Alosa alosa (allis shad) is the source of this 2095-nucleotide messenger RNA. RefSeq names its product reticulocalbin 3, EF-hand calcium binding domain (gene rcn3). NCBI's taxonomy places the organism in Eukaryota, Metazoa, Chordata, Actinopteri, Clupeiformes, Clupeidae. The record is from RefSeq and is a predicted model, not a curated record. The transcript has 8 exons. Gene Ontology annotation, cellular component: endoplasmic reticulum. Gene Ontology annotation, molecular function: calcium ion binding. Bases 124 to 1077 code for a protein of 317 amino acids.
GGUUUUAACCAUAACACCGCCCCAUCGAUGUCUGCUUUUAAGAGACAGUAAAGUGCCAACGCGUAUACUUCCACAAAUCUGAGGAAACGCAACAGUUGCCUGUUCCACUGAUAAAUUGGGAAGAUGCAGUCACUGCUAUUGCUGGCAACCCUGACUGUGUUGGUCGGGGUCACACUGACCGUACCUGCGCAGGAAAAACGAGUGCAUCAUCAACGUGACCUUAGUGACCAUGCCCACGACGAUUCCCAUGGAUACCAGUAUGAUCACGAGGCCUUCCUGGGCAAAGAGGAAUCCAAAACCUUUGACCAGCUGACCCCAGAGGAAAGCAAAACCCGGUUGGGAAAAAUUGUGGACCGCAUUGACACAGACAAGGAUGGGCUGGUCAGCCAUUCAGAGCUGCACUACUGGAUCAAACACAGACAGAGGAGGUACAUCCAGGAGAAUGUGGACAAACAUUGGAAAGAGUAUGACCAGAAUAAGGAUGGGAAGAUUGCAUGGGAGGAGUACAAGAACACCACCUAUGGAUAUUAUCUCAAUGAUGAGUUUGAUGAUGUUGAUGACAAAGCCAGCUACAAGACCAUGCUGAAGCGCGAUGAGAGGCGAUUCAAAGCCGCUGACCGCGAUGGGGACCUCAUUGCCACUAGAGAGGAAUUCACUGCCUUCCUCCACCCUGAGGACUACGACCACAUGAAGGACAUCAUCGUCCAGGAAACUCUUGAAGACAUUGACACGAAUGGUGAUGGCAAGAUCAACCUGCACGAGUACAUUGGUGAUAUGUACACCCCGGGGGAUGGGGAGAGUGAACCCGACUGGGUCCAGACGGAGAAGAAACACUUCUUAGAGUUCAGGGACACAAAUAAGGAUGGCUUGCUGGAUGCUGGUGAGGUGGCUAACUGGAUCCUGCCUGGAGAAGUAGACCAUGCAGAUAAUGAAGCAAGACAUCUAAUCCACGAGACGGACACAAAUAAGGAUGAGAAAAUCUCCAAGAAAGAAAUUUUAGCCAAUUGGAACAUGUUUGUGGGGAGCCAAGCAACCAAUUAUGGUGAAGACCUCACCAGGAAACACGACGAGCUCUGAUCCCAUCACCCAGUUUCGGGACAGAGUGAAUUGGGAUAGCGGGUGGGGGUUAGGUUGUUUAAAAAGUUGUAGGGAUUAGGAAAGGUACAAUAUUCAUGGAGUUGACUGUUACUAUUACUUAUGGGAUCUGUUACGUCUACAUGGGUGGGGAGGGGAGGGGUGUUUUAUGACCUAUUGUGGCCUUAAUUGAAGGGCCAUUGAGCACUGAACUUUUAAGUUGAGGAUUGCUCAAAUGUGAAGUGUGGUGGCCUUAAACAUCUUUUUAUUUAAGCCAUAUCCAGAUUCAACAGGUUGAAUAUCCAUAUCCAAUCCAGAGUUUACUGCUCACUAACUGCAAUUUCAGUUUCAGUCCCUUAAUCCUGAAAGACCAUACACUGUUAGAUUGUGGAUAACCAUAGGCUACAGAUACUCGUUAACUAAACUGUGCCUUUAGCAUGAUUUUGAGAUUUCUGUCAGGAAUGUGUCCACGGAGAGCCUAGGCAGCCUAUGAUUCCACACACUCCAUUCGUGUGCAGAUGAUUGUGUUGUACAGAUACACUAUUUACAUAUUAGUGUUUGAAGGACUGGUUUAUGUUUCUGGGUCAACCAUGUGUGAGGGGGUAGGAGAGGUAUGGGGGUUUUUUUUAUGGGAAGGGAGGUCCAAGGUGUUGAAAAAGGAAUAUUCCAUUGGGGGAUAAGUCACAAAAUGUGUUUAGAUAACAGAUCAUUUUUUACACACGUACACAGAACACAAAGAGAUACACUCCAUUAAUUCACUCACAGGUCAGCUUGUUGAACAGCUGAACCCUCUCACACAGGUGCACACACACUCCGUGUUCUGCUUUCCAUGCUACACACUCACGCACAUCUGCAAAGCAGAAUCCGCCCAAAGGCAGUUAGAAUGCAUUGUGGAGGAGAAUGAAAAACAAGGAGGCAGUUGGAGACAUUAGUAGGAGAAGAAAGUGACUAUCACUGUUUUCUAGUGGAACAUUUUUCUCUCUGUGAAUUCUCAAUAAAGCCAUGUUGGUUUAAAUCAAAA